Molecule: messenger RNA, 1989 nt
Organism: Xiphophorus maculatus (southern platyfish)
Lineage: Eukaryota; Metazoa; Chordata; Actinopteri; Cyprinodontiformes; Poeciliidae
Product: olfactory receptor 2D3-like
Exons: 5
Coding region: 70-1989 (639 amino acids)
Biological process (GO): G protein-coupled receptor signaling pathway
Cellular component (GO): membrane
Molecular function (GO): olfactory receptor activity; G protein-coupled receptor activity
Source: RefSeq, a predicted model, not a curated record
AGAGGAGGGCGCUCCUUCAUCUCAGACUGAAACUUUGGUUCUCUGCUGCUGAGAGCCGUCCAGCUGUGGAUGGAGAACCUAACAUUCACUCCUCUCACUCAGCCGAUUGUGUUUGAACUGGAGGGCUUCGACGUUCCACCAGGACAUGGUCCGCUCUUCUUCUUCUUGGCCCUGUUUGCCUACAUGGUGGUGCUGCUGGGGAACGGUGUGGUGAUCUGUGUCAUCAUGACGGACCGGAGCCUGCACAGACCCAUGUUUGUGAUGAUCUGCCACCUGGUGGUCUGUGACCUGCUGGGCGCCACGGCGGUGCUUCCUCGCCUCAUGAUGCACUUCUUGAUGGGGCAGAAGAAGAUCAGCUACCUCCCAGCUAUUGCUCAGGGUUUCUGUGUUCACACGUACGGCGUUGCAAUGCAGACCAUUCUGGGAGUGAUGGCUGUUGACAGGUAUGUGGCAGUGUGUGAGCCUCUCAGGUAUCACUCCAUCAUGACUUCGGCUCGGCUGCACAGCUGCUGCGCUGUGGCCUGGAUCGUUGCUCUGCUGCUCAUCGCUGUGCUCUUCUCCUUCCACAUGAACGUCCCGCUGUGCGGCCACAUCCUUCAACACGUCUACUGCACCAACCGGAUCAUAAUGAAUCUGGCCUGCACACCCACUCCCAUGAACGACAUCUAUGGUUUAGCCAUGACCUGGUUUGUGAGUACAGGGAUGUUCAUCAUCAUCGCCUUUUCCUACAUCAGGAUCCUGGCAGCUGCUUUGAAGCAGGGCAGGACCGACAGCAGCAUCCGCACCAAGGCCUUCCAGACAUGCGCGUCACACCUUGUGGUUUAUGUGUUUUAUGAAAUAGCUUCGCUGAUUAUCAUCGUUAGCUACAGAUUUCCAUCUGCCACUAAAAACAUGAAGAAGUUUCUCAGCAUCCUGUUCAUCAUCGUCCCUCCGGCCAUCAACCCCAUCAUCUACGGGCUGGUCAGUAAGGACCUGCGCUCCAGCAUCAUCAAGCGCUUUUCUACCAGAACCGCUCGCAAGAACAGACUCUUUGUCCCACAGUCGGAGGAAGACUACGUCUACAACAGCUUCACGCUGCAGCUGGAGAGUCUAAAUGUCUCCGGUGGAUCCAGAUAUGCUGCGUUUGUCUCCAUCCUUCUCUCCUAUGUGUUCAUCGUUGUUGCAAACGUUGGUGUUGCCGUCCUGGUUUUUCUGGACAGGAGCCUGCACCAGCCCAUGUACCUCCUGCUCUGUAGCUUAUCGGCCAACGACCUUUUUGGGAACUCUGUCGUGUUGCCCCGCGUGCUGCUGGACGUCCUGCGGCCGCCCGCCGACCGCCUCAUUGGUUACUACGAGUGCGUCCUCCAGGCCUUCAUCGUCCACAUGUUCAGCACCACCUGCCACACGGUGCUGAUGGCCAUGGCCUUCGACAGGUACGUGGCCAUCGGCAACCCUCUGCGUUACUCUGCCAUAAUGACCAACAGGAUGGUGACGAAGCUGACGGCGGGGGCCUGGGGUGCGGCGCUGAUUCUGGUCGGGAUUCUGCUGGGUCUGACGGUCCGGCUGAGCCGCUGCAGGACGUUCAUGAGAAGCCUGUACUGCAACAACGCCUCAUUGUUUCUGCUUUCGUGUGAGAACGUUUUCAUCAACAACGCGUACGGCCUGGCCUUCACCGGCGUGCUGUUCACCGCUUCCAUCGGCAGCAUGGUGGUGACUUACACCAAGAUCACCGUCGUCUGUCUGACCAGCAAGAGCGCAACUCUGAACAGGAAGGCGCUGAAAACCUGCACCACACACCUGCUGGUUUACCUGAUCAUGUGUCUCAGUGGGAUGAUCAUCAUUAUCCUGCAGCGCUUCCCUCAGUAUGCAGAGGAAAAGAAAGUUGCAGCCGUUUUGUUUCACAUUGUUCCUGGCGCCUUGAAUCCCGUCAUUUAUGGCAUGCAGUCCAAAGAGAUUCAGAAAUAUUUUUCUAGGAAGUUUUACUCCAAUAAAGUUUUGAUGUCGCCUUAA